CAUGUUGUGUUCAGAUGGCAUUUGUUUGGGUCGAUUCUGACGGGUUAUUCAUCUUUUGCUUUCGAGCACUGACUCUACAACACAACCCAGGCAUAAUUAUUUAUCGUUCGGAGCUACUUGGCUCUGUCCGCAGAUGCACGGUUUGCACCUGAUCCUAUUGUUCGUUUUUUGACGAACAUCAUGGGUUGAGAAGUUUGAAAAUACCUGUCAGGAUCUAACACGUCCAUAAACUGGAUGGUUUUACGUAUUUAAGCCAUCAUUUCGGGGUUCGUGUUAUCUAUUUAUUGACGUAAGGCCCUACUAUAACAAUGGCAACAGAUGGAGUCCUUGGUUAUGACGUCAUAUUUAGUGGUGAGCCAGACCGGAAGUAUGUGUGCCCCAUCUGUCUGGUGGUGAUGCGUGAUGCUGUGCAGACGACAUGCGGUCACAGGUUCUGCAGGGAAUGCAUUGUCCAAGUGGCAAGUCGGAGCCAUCCAAAAUGCAAAUGCCCGGUUGACAACACCUGGUUUAACAUUCAGCAAGAGAUGUUUCCGGAUGUUGCAGUGCAGAGAGAGAUCUUAUCCCUUGAGGUGAAGUGUGACCAGGUGUCUGCGGGAUGUCCAUGGCACGGAGAGCUGAGAGACCUGCAGAAUCAUCUAUUGGGUUGUGGCUUCAUCGAAGUCGAGUGCGAGUUUGGAUGUUCAAGACAGAAGGUGCUGCGGUGUGAACUGGACAGACAUCAAGAGAAUUGUGACAGACGACCAGUCACAUGUGAACACUGCAAUGACAGCAUGCCAUGCAUAGAGCUAACACGCCACCAGCUGUUGGACUGCAAAAAGCUGCCCCUGGGCUGUACCCAGUGUGGUCAGUGUGGGAUACAAAGGGGUGGAAUACAGCGCCAUCUUGACCUUGACUGUCCCAAGGCCAUGGUCCCCUGCCCCUACCUCAAGUAUGGAUGUACACACAAGGGUAAGAGGGAUGAAAUAUCAAACCAUGAAAAAAUGGCUUCUGAGAAGCACCUGGCCAUGUUGAAGCUGCAGACAGAGCAACAAAACUACCGGAUGAAGGUUAUGGAGACAGAGAUCUCACAGCUAGCUAGCUUGUUGGAGAGCCAAAAGCUGAUAAUGGAAGAGAAAAUAAUCACAUUGACGGAACAUCAACGUCAUUCGUUCAACGGUCGACUGCAGUGGAAGAUCAGCCUCCUUCCGGGCCAAACCAAGUACACGAGCCCAUCAUUUUACACAGGGUUGCCAGGCUAUAAGCUGCACAUGUGCCUCGAGCUGAAGGGUCACAUGGAACGAGACGUCAGUUACGCUUCAAUGUUUGUCAUCCUUGAAAAGGGGGAAUAUGAUGACGAGAUAUUCUUUCCAUUCAAUGCCCGAGUGAAAGCAAUGGUCCUUAGUGUAGACCCUGACUUGAAUCAGAAUGUGGCGCCUGUUCUAAUUCACUGUAGGAACAUCCCAAGAUGCAAUGCGGAGGGAGUUGUAUUCAAUAGUCUCAGAGGGCGAUUGAGGUUCAUGCAGACUGAUCACCUCUUGAGCAGCCAGUUUUGUGUAAACAACACCAUCUUCCUGGGGAUCAAGGUAGCUGACAUAUAGACAUGAAUGAUACAAUUAGAGCUGUAACACUCUUGUCAAAAUUUAACCUAGAAACUCCAGUAAUAUUUCUACUUAGAAAUGAGUGUGGAGAAAAUUGUUUUAUUAGUAUUGAUGUAUACUGUUAGAUAAAUUCGUAAACAAAAGUUAUCAUGUUAUUCCUUUAAAAGAAAUGUACAUGUUUGUGCAGCAUUAUUUUCUGUGUUUGCUACUAUUGGAUGCAUGUUCUUUUUUAUGUAAACAAUUGAUAUGCAUUUCCUUAUAUAUAUUUAUCACAUUAAUUUGUGUUCAAAGUUAUUUAAAAGCAUGUACUUCAAUUAUUUGCAGCUGUGUAUUUUACUGACUAUAAAAGUAUGCAUAUUAUUAAAAGUAAUAUAUCGACUAUUGCAUACUAUUUGAACAUGUUAGAUGUAUAUACAUUUACUGCCCUCAUUUAUUACUUAAGAUGGCAGCUUUGAUAAUGAACUAAUUCAAUGCAAUAUUUGUCUUUCAAGACAUUAUUUUGUCUUUCGCCAUUAAAUAUGCAAUUUUCAAGGGUAUGAUUUCUCCUCCCUUCAGCUGAUUUAUUCUUUGAUGUUAAAAUAAUUUCACAAAUUGUUGUAAACUUUGCUGGAAAUGUAUACAAGUGAAGAGUUUAGUUUAACACUGUAAGGUGGGGUAGGCCAUUUUCCUCCCCUGCUCUUAAAUCAUGCCCCUUUUGUAAUUAUAAACAUGUAUUUCUAAUAAAUUGCUUGGUUCGCUAUGCAUGUUAUGUAUUCUAAAAAUAUUUUCUUUUGAACUGGAGUUUAAAUGCAUGAUCGUUUCUAUUGAAAAGUUACUAAAUAAAAGAAAAACAAGCA
Dreissena polymorpha is the source of this 2413-nucleotide messenger RNA. RefSeq names its product TNF receptor-associated factor 6-like. Bases 309 to 1577 code for a protein of 422 amino acids. NCBI's taxonomy places the organism in Eukaryota, Metazoa, Mollusca, Bivalvia, Myida, Dreissenidae. Gene Ontology annotation, biological process: protein K63-linked ubiquitination; regulation of apoptotic process; regulation of canonical NF-kappaB signal transduction. Gene Ontology annotation, molecular function: zinc ion binding; protein binding. Gene Ontology annotation, cellular component: plasma membrane signaling receptor complex. The record is from RefSeq and is a predicted model, not a curated record. The transcript is spliced from 9 exons.